Messenger RNA from Uncinocarpus reesii 1704, 558 nucleotides. RefSeq lists its product as uncharacterized. The record is from RefSeq and is a predicted model, not a curated record. NCBI's taxonomy places the organism in Eukaryota, Fungi, Ascomycota, Eurotiomycetes, Onygenales, Onygenaceae. The transcript is spliced from 3 exons. Bases 1 to 558 code for a protein of 185 amino acids.
AUGCUAAUGAUUUUGAGCGCCCUGAAGGCAAUGGGGCCAGGCCAUGCGAUCAGUGUCAUAGACUGGGACGGCAGUGUGUCUACAGACAACCACGAUCCUCUUGCCAUAGCGGUCGAAGGCCCCAGGCAGCAUCAUGACUUGACCAUUGAUGGGUUCUGGGGGCUAUCGCAUAGCUAUGACCCGGCCAUUGAGGAGCAGGACAUGCAGCUAUUGCCAAUAGGCACCGCCGACUCGAACCCCCUAGCCAUGGACCAAGCAGCGCAUACGUCGGCCGGCCCUGCGUUUAGCAUCUUGAAUGGGGACUUUUGCUCGUGGGAUGGCUCUAGUAGCCCGAGUUUGUUCUUUGGCGAAAAUUCGAUUGAGUCUGCCUUUGCCCUACCUCUGAAUGAUGGCGGAAAUGUCUUGGAACUCGAUUGCAUGUUGGAAGCUUCAAAUUCGUCAGAAAAGACAAGAUCAAGGCAGCAUGAGUUGGGACAAAAAGUAGGAGGAUUCCCGGGUGCUCUGGAUGGGAUAUUCGAAAAUAGGCCGAAUACGCCAUUUCGACCAUUCCAAUGCUGA